AUGGCUGCAAAGUUUUAUUAUUUUGGAUUCGGUAGUAAUUUACUGGCCAAACGGUUGCAUUUACAAAAUCCCACGGCUGUGAGGAUAGGACCAGGGAAAUUGGAGAAUUUCCGUUUGGAUUUUAAUUUGACAACGGAUCGCUGGUAUGGUGCCUGUGCCACAAUUGUACCCAACAAGGGCGAAUAUGUUUGGGGUGCCAUAUGGGAACUAGAUGAGAGCGACAUGGAACAUUUGGAUAACCAAGAAGGUGUCCAUCAGGGUAUUUACACCCCCAUUACAGUUUCCGUGUAUUGCCCCACAUUGGAUAGCAAUAUUGAAUGCCGCGCAUAUCAUUUGUGUGAACAACCGGAUACAAAUUUAAAUACCUUACCAAUAAAUGAAAUACCCUCGGAUCGUUUGCCAUCGGCAACAUAUUUAAAAAGUUUGGUAAAGGGUGCUAUGGAAUCGGAUAUACCCUAUGAAUAUAUUGAUUGGUUAAUGCAUAUACCACACAAUGGUAAUAUUGCUGAACGAUUUGAACUCGAACUGGAACUCGAUGGUAUUGAGUUGUAUAAUUUAGUUAAGGAGGAAAUUUGA
Molecule: messenger RNA, 576 nt
Organism: Musca vetustissima
Lineage: Eukaryota; Metazoa; Arthropoda; Insecta; Diptera; Muscidae
Product: gamma-glutamylcyclotransferase-like
Exons: 3
Coding region: 1-576 (191 amino acids)
Molecular function (GO): gamma-glutamylcyclotransferase activity
Source: RefSeq, a predicted model, not a curated record